GUUCUAGAGGCCACUCGCCCCUAGAUGCGAGUGGCUGGGGAUAUCAGUACUCAGAGAGUAUCUCUCACGGGAGUCCUUCAUCGUAUCUCGUAACCUCUGCAACCCCAUAGCACCCAUUCCUCCAUCAUGUACCCACGAAAACCACACCAGAAGACACGCACGGGAUGCGUGACGUGCAAGCGACGAAGGAUCAAGUGCGAUGAAACGAAACCAUGCUGUUUAAAUUGCACGAAAAUGGGACUAGACUGUGCCUACCAGCCAGUCCCCCCUUCUUCAGCCGCUUCAAGAAGUCAAUCACGAGCGUUGACAAGGCGGAGGCCGACACUGGACACAUCCUCCUGUUCACCACCGCCGAUUUUGGGUCCACAAGGUAUUAUGUUUGCCAAAGCAUACGAUGCAUUUAGCCGGGACGAUUUACAUCUUUUCCACCACUUCUCACACUUCACCUCUCAAACCAUCACCGACCAGAUACCGCUGCAAAAGCUCUGGCAGUUCGAGAUCCCGAUUAUCGCCCUGAAACACGACUUCCUUUUAAACGGGUUAUUGGCGGUCUCGGCACUUCAUAUCGCUCAUGUGAAGACGCAAAAGAACGAUCUUUCUGGAAGAGACGAGCUGUACAAAGCUGCGGCCCAUUGGCAAGGCCAGGCUCUUAGCCUCUACCGGGUGAACAUGGAGUCUAUCACAAUCGCGAAUUGCCAUGCGCUAUUCGCCUUCUCUCUCUUACUUAUCUGUCAGGUCUUCGCUGUCCCAAGGAAGGAGGGUGGUAUUUUCCAUGCGAAUACGCAGGCCGAUCUAAGAAAUAGGUCUCCGCUCACUCCUAGCUCCCCCGGGCAAUCAGCCCAAACCCAGGGUACGUUCCAAACUUCGCCACAAUUUGGACCAGAUGCAUCAGCACGAAUACAACCAUCGAGUCUCGUAGCGCAACCCGAAUGGAUUCGCCUUGUGCGUGGUGCCAGGCUUGUAAUACAUCCCGCGAUCCCUUGGAUCGCUCAAGGGCCUUUGAAGGACUUUUUAUACGUGAAUGCACGUACCUGGACCACAACCGCUCGACCAGAAACAGAUAAGGCGAUUGAAUGGGACCGCCGGCUUAGCGAACUGGAAGAUUUAUGGCGACAAGAAGGAGAAACUCGUCGCCAACCAGAGCAGCUAACCAUUGAGAAUCGCUUGAGUCAUUUGGUGGCAGUUCCGAAAACCGGGACCACAUCAUACGAGGGCACCGAAGCAUUGUCUGACAGUUCCCCAUUGUCAGUAACGGUCUCUGAACCCGACGGUUAUGGGAAUCAUCACGAAUCGCCGACCCUUGGCUCUGGGAUCUUAAGACCGGUCGGGACGAUAUCCGUUGAGAACAGAUUAGACCCUUCACGCGGAAUCUCACCUUUUACGUGGAUGAUAUCCCCCGAAAGACUGGUAGACCGAGAAGCGGAAAUCCUGACCUACAAUCGAGCGCUCAUGGAGCUACGAAUCACCUUCGCCCGCCUCAGUCACCCGGCCCCGAAAACCAAAGACCCCAAAUUUGCUCCCAAAGUCCCGAUCAUGUCUGUCGUCUUCAUGUGGUUGUUUUCAUUACCAGAAGCGUACGUAGACUUGUUGGAGACGCAGCAAAUGCCGGCACUUAUUUUGAUGGCACACUAUGCGAUGCUGCUCUAUCGGCUUGACGAGGUUUGGAUGUUCGAAGGUAUUGGCAGAGAUCUCGUGCUGUCAAUAUGUGAAAUGGUUGAGCAUGCCGAUGGGGGAAAAUGGAAUAAAUGGCUCGAGUGGCCGAAGGAGUGUAUUGGCAUGAAGUAGGAAGUGUCCGGGAUUUGGUGGACUGGACAGAUUUACGGUCUUUCAAUUUAGGGGAACAUGACGAUCAUGAACGAAUAUCUAUGAAUAUCGAGACAGCAAUGGGCGGGUUUGGGUCUAUA
This is a messenger RNA of Eremomyces bilateralis CBS 781.70, 1904 nucleotides long. RefSeq lists its product as uncharacterized. NCBI's taxonomy places the organism in Eukaryota, Fungi, Ascomycota, Dothideomycetes, Eremomycetales, Eremomycetaceae. Gene Ontology annotation, biological process: regulation of transcription by RNA polymerase II. The record is from RefSeq and is a predicted model, not a curated record. The transcript has 2 exons. Gene Ontology annotation, molecular function: zinc ion binding; DNA-binding transcription factor activity, RNA polymerase II-specific. The coding region runs from base 127 to 1785 and encodes 552 amino acids.